UUCCAAAACUCCUCUGGUAAUGUCGUGGGUCAGAAAAUGGCUUACAAACCUGUGGAAAGACCGACUUUCUUUGAAAUAUUUAAGGCAGAUUGCAGUGAAUCAGACUUAGGGCCUAUCAGCCUUAACUGGUUUGAAGAACUCAGCGCAGAAGCACCACCAUAUGAGCCUAAGUUGUUAGGAGAACUUGAUGGUCCCUUUGGCUGGCUUGAUCAAACAUCUUUUAAAACUCCAAGGGCAAAACCUUCCACGUGCAAUGAGCUAGCAUCAACUCCACUGAUUUUUAAAGACUCUCCUGGAAAAGAAGAACUAUAUCAGAUAAAAACAGGAGCAAACAGAGAGAAUUUUAAAAGCCCAGGUAACCCAAGAGGAAAAAUAGAUCAAGAAAAUGAAAUGCUUGUUUCUUCUCCUGGUCCCUCCUGCAACAGCCUUGCUGCUAGUCCAUCUGUUUUAAGGAAUACUUACAGAACACCUCAGAGAACUAACAUGCCUGGGCCAUAUGGAAGCUUGUUUUGCACACCAAAAUUAUUGGGGGUCAGAUCUCCAAAACAUAUUUCUGAGAGUCUGGGAGCAGAAGUUGAUCCAGAUAUGUCCUGGUCUAGUUCUCUAGCCACACCACCUACACUUGGUGCAACAGUGAUAAUAGCUAGAGAGAAUGAUUCUAUUUCUGGAGUGAAACAACAGGAUGAAAAAGCUGAGAUAAUUUUGCACAACUUCUUUUCCAACCAUGUUAAAUGCCCUGGGACAAGUGAUACGAGCAUGCUGUUAGUGCCGGAGAACGUAAAACUAAAUGCUGAAGAUGACAUCAAAGAUUUGGAGUCAGAGAUGUUAGAUGGCUUACUUGGUGAGAUGAACAGCUUUGAGGAGACAUUCAACAUGUCUGUUAAGUCAAAUGGAGCUCUUCUGCUGAUGCCACAUGUUCUAGAUACAGUAGAGAAAUAUGAAAUAGGCACAGGGAAAGCACAAGGAAAGGGAGAUGUGCCUUCUGAACCACCUAUGGGAAGAGAAACAGUCAUUUCAGAGGAAGAGAAAACAAUGAGCUGGACCAAAAAAAGCCACUCUAUUGAAAUGCAGGAUUCUUUACUCCAAACUAAAGAGGGUGGUAAAGAUGGCUUUUCAGUAGAACAUGAAAAGGAACUGGAGUCGCUUCAUAUUACAGAAGAUGUGCAAGUUUGUAGAAUACACAAGCCAUCUGAGAAUGAGAAGCCUGUGAGAGAAGGCGUACCAUCUUCAUCAAGCCAGUGGUCUCAACUGAACUUGUCAGACCUUGAUGUAACGUGCUUGGAAAUGUCUCUGUGUAGCUCUCCACACUCUGACUUACAUAGAAAGAGAAAAUUAGAAGAUAAUUCAGUACUAAUGACCAAGGAUGAUGCUUUGGAAACAUCUUUCCUGAACACUUCAGGCUUGAUGAAAGCAGAAAAGCUGCUGAGUGUCAAUUUGUCAGAAAAGUGCUAUGAAGUGAAAAAAACCCCAACAUUGGAAAUAACUCCAGUAAAAUCUGCAUCUCUGAGUGGUCAAGAUCCAAAGUUAGUAAAAGGAUGUGCAGCUGAGAAGGUUUCCAAAAUGAGCUUUUUAAACUGUAAUUCUUUUUUAAUUGAAAGCACAAAUGUCACAGAAUAUUCUGUUGUCUACAAUGGUAGCUUUUCCAAGCAUUUAAAAGCAACUUCUAAAUCUGUCAUAACAGAUGUUCUGUCUCACCCUCUUGUAUGUAGUGCUGCAUCUCCAGAUAAUUGCAACAACCCACGUUUAACAAGUACUGAAAAUAACCUUACAAAGUCUGGCUAUACAAGCCUGAAUAUGUUAUCCAGCUUGAGAAGGAGAUCCAAGAGAUUUAUUUAUACAGUAAAUAAUACUUUACUGUAUCAAGAAGAAAAAGUACAGAAAGAAGUGACUUCUAGAUUGCCUAUUCGUCCCUUAUUACCGCAUUCAGGAUCCGAUUCAUGUGAAUUUAAAGGCAGCAGCUGUGUGGCCAGUGGUGAUGAACAAGACUGCUUGCUUCUUGCUGAGAGAAAGCAUUUGCAAUCAGAUAUCAAAGAAAAUAAUUUCAGCACUUGUACUUUAAAAGUGGAUAUAAUGGAUAACUCUUCUGAUAAUUCCUUCAGUGACAGGCUGAAGGGACAAGACCUGAGGGACUUGAGGGAAAAUGCAAGAGAGGAUCAGCCUGCAACAUCAUUAAAGUGUUUAGAACUGUGUAACACACAGAAAGAAGAAACAACUGAUUCUUUAAAUAGUGAAGUAAUUUCAAAUAUCAAGCGUAAAGUUCUAACUUCAGCCUGCCUCAUGGCAAGAAAACAUUCCAGAUUGCUCCAUAAAGGCUGCUGCUUAGAGAAGGAUGAGAAAGACAAGUCUGAGAGUGCUGGUGUGAAUGAUGGAGCUGCUGUACCUCAGAACCUUAAAGAACAUCUCAGGUGGCCAUCUCCUAGGGAUAAAGAACACCUGACUGAUACGCACCAUAACAUUACAUCUGUGACAAGUGGUGGCAUCAAUAAUACUUUGAGUUCAGUCAACUUUAGCAUAAAUGGAGUCAGUAGCAAUUGUCACAAUAAAGUAGUCACUAAUGGAGUACAUGCUGCAGGCCAGUCAGUAGUUGACUGUAGUGAAGUACUUGGACCUUUGGGAUUGAAGUGCUCAGAAAAUUGUAGUACUGGAUUAAAACAAAGGGACAAAACGGAUGCAGCUGUCUUUUCUGAAGUCAUAGAUGAAAAUCAAGGGUCAAAGUUAGUUUAUAACAAUGAAAACCGUCAAGCAGCUGCUUGCAAUAAUGUAGCUGUAGAAAAUGCUAAAGAAUUGGUAGAUUGUAUAGAUGAUACUUCUUUAAAUGAAGUGAUCUCUGAAGAUAAACAAGUAGCAUCUAUGUAUUCCAGCACAAAGUCAAAGCAUAAAAGGAAAUCAUCAAGAAAUCUUAAUGCAUGCAGUUUGAAUCUGGGCUUUGGUGGCUUUCAGACUGCUUCAAAUAAGAAGAUUAAAUUCUCUGAAGACAGUAUAGCAAAAGGCAGAAUGCUGUUCAAGGAUAUUGAAAAUGAAUACUUUGAAAUCUCUUCUGAUGAAGAAGUCCAGAGCUUUUCAAAUCAAGUUCAAAAAGAGAGUAAGUUUUUCUCAGAUUCAGAAAGCAAGCUGGGCAGUAAUUUACCUGAUUCUUUAACUUCACAGACAAGUUUUCUCAAGCCCAGGGAUACACAGAUUAUUUCACAUAAAGCUGCCGUGUAUAAAAGUUUUCCUGGAAGUCAACAAUCCUUGCAAGAAACAAACCAGACUUUGACAGCAAGUCAAGAAGCUGAAAUUGCUGAACUUUCUAGCAUUCUAGAAGAAACAGGUAGUCAGUUUGAAUUUACGCAGUUUAGAAAACAAAGUGACACGCUACAAGGUCAUAUCUUUCAGCACUUUGGAACUGUAGAAAGAGAAGGAUUUACAAAUGUGGAAAAUACUUCAGAAACAAGGGAAGGUGCUGAUUUUUAUAGCACUUUUAAAUCUGAAAUUAAAAAAGGCAGGUAUUGUACUAAGCAGGAAGAUGUAAACAAAGACUCUAAAGUGGUGGAAUAUGAAAAAGAAAAUGCUGUGGUUUUCAAGAAAAAUAAUGAAAAGAUGGCUUUUGCACAGUUAGACAGAAAUGAAGGUAGAAUAUCGAAUGGAAGCUUUCCAGCAGCAGGACAGGACAGCUUUUCCGAUUUUGUGGGCUUUACUUCUGCUGGAGGUAAAAAAAUAACAAUUUCUAAGGAAGCUUUGACCAGAUCUGCAGGGCUUUUCAGGGACUUGGAUGACGAUAAGUAUUUGUUUACAUCUUCUGAAACUAGUAUUAGAUGUCAUGGUACAAAUAGGCAUAUGUCUUCUAACUGCAGUUUUGCCAGAGGCCCGACAAAAGGAAACAAAGGAAAAACAGUUUGUGUUUCAGAUUUCAAAAGCCCAACUGGUGUUUCCCACUUAGAUUCCGUUUCCCACUUAGAUUCCAUUUCCCACUCUGCACAGAAAGAGAAUGAGGAAAAUAUUAGUACACUGUUCAAGGAAGGGAGGGAAAAUCAAACAAAAAUAUCAAUAAAUGAUAAUGAAAAUGUUGUUUUCAGUAGUACUAACACUAUCAUCAAUGGUCUGUCAUCCAUUAAAAAACAUUACCAGAAUCCUCAAACUUCCAAACAGGUUUUGAAUCAAGGAGAUGGCCAAGUUGAAGGUAGUUUCCAAGAAGACUCAUUAGAUGUAACAUGUCUAGAUGAUGUUACUACAACUGCAGAAAGGCAUAGUUUAAGUAUAUCAGAUGAAAUGGAAAGCCUGUUUCCUAACCAGAAAGGAGAAGACAGAAAAGAAAAUGAACACUGGUCACAAAAGUGGCAAACUCCAGCUGCUGCUGAUGUAUCCAUUUCUGAUGCAGCUUUAGCUCAUUCUCUACGCUUGUUCAGUGUACCAUGUGGAGAAAGAGAUGUGAACGUUUCGGAGAACUCUGAUACACAAAAGACUACUUGUGAAAAUAUGGAAGGAGAAGAUGCCACACAUGAUAAGAACCUGUGCAUGAAUGAAAGCAGAAUAAAAACUGAUUCUUCCCCUCGUGAUCAAACACUUUUUCAGCAGGUGUGUGGUGAAAACAAUGAAGUGAAAGGGAGUUACCUGACUGGUUUCCAUACUGCUAGUGGCAAGAAGAUAACAGUUGCUGAUGAAUUUUUAGGUAAAGCUAAACAAUUUUUUGCUGAAAACCUUGAUGUAGGGAGGGAACAUAAUGAUAAUUUUGAGAACCUUAUAAAGAAGAAGAGAUGUGGUAAAAACUGUGUCAAAGACUGUGAUUUAUGUAUUGAAAGCAUUUCUCAAUGUGAUUCAGAAGAGCUUAAUAGAAAACUUGUUCCUGAAGAACCUGGAGGUCAAUUUAAGCAGGUAGUAGAGGACAGUCCCAUUACAUGUGCUGUGAUUCUUGAUACCGUUAAAUCAGGUAGAUUUGUUAAUCUACGUGAAGAUUGUGAGAGAAAUUUAUUAACUUCAUAUAUGCAUAAAAAAGCUGUUGUCAGACCUGGACAGUCAGAAUUUGAAUCUCUUUCUGUCCAGGAGAGUCAUGCUUUAAGUAGAACACAUUUGUCUGAAGAUGGAAAGCUGUUUGCAGAGAGAGAGACGGAGUGCUUGCCAAAAAAGAGGGGUGAUUCAGAAAACAUGCGUGAUUUGCCUGUGCAGUCUGAUGCGUAUCUGCAUGCAAUGGAAGUAUCAAAUGACCCUGAAGAUAAUUCUGUGCCUGGACAUGUAAAAAGUAUUCUAUUUGUUGAGGAUGGUAACAGUAAAUCUAAUCAAUCCCUUCUCCUAACCCUGGAAAGUAACUCUUUGAACUGUGACCAUAAAGAACUUGACUUGGAACAUUUAAAUAAACCUUGUGCUACUACAAACCACUUUGCAAACACCACAGUUAAUGCCUGCCAAAACCAGUCUCUGGUCAGUCUUACUGAAGAUGAGAGUAAUUUAACCAGGUUAAAAGAAACAACACUUAAUGUUGAAAAUCAAAAGGGUGAUCUGAAACAAAUUGUGUUUAGCACAGCAAAAGGUGAAACAGUUCCUGUUUCAGAAAGUGUGCUAGCAAGAGUCAGACAAAUGUUUAAAGAAGACUAUAGCAAAACUGUAAAAUAUGAAAUUGAGACCAACUCAAAAACUAAUCAAUCAGAAAUUGCUGGAAUUUCCUCUUCUGUCAUUCAUGAUAGAAACACAGUUGCAGAUGCAAACUCUCUUUUGAAUUCUCAGAGGCAACACUUUCAACAGAAUAUGAAGCCUUCAGGGCACAUGACUGUUGCAGAUAAGCAGACAAAGCAGUUGGAUUCUUGUACAAGCAAUCUUGGUUUUUUUAGUACAGCAAGUGGUAAGCCUGUACAACUAUCAGAAGAGUCACUCAGGAGAGCUAGACAGCUUUUCGCUGAAAUGGAAGGUAAUCAGUCAUCGAAUGCACAAGAAACAUUUUUAGGUGAGAAAAAUGUUGAAAAGUCUAAAAUGCACACUGAAGUAGUUCCUGGGAAAAUGCAGAUGGUAUUGCCAAAAGGGGAAGAAAACUCCAGCGCUGAAUUGAUUUCAACUCCUGCAUUUGGCUUCAGCACUGCAAGUGGAAAGCAGGUAACAGUCUCUAAAAGUGCUUAUCAAAAAGCAAAGGCAAUUUUAAAAGAAUCUGACUUUUUGAGCGGCGAGCUUUGCAUUGCAGAUCAACUUGAUUCAACUAAAGAGAGUGGUCAACAUGUAAAAUCUUUAACUGAUGGAAUGGCCUCAGAAUCCCAAAUUCAAAAUAGCUGCAAUGAAGACUCUGACUUAAAAAGCAUCUACCCUAAGGAAGUAAAGUCUUUUGCAAGCGCUCACCAUGUCAAAAUGCCUGAAUUCAUGCCAAAUAGUAAAAGAAACAAGCAGUUGUCAAUUAAAAAUAACUGUCAGCAAGAGGAAACUAGGCCUUUCAGAAAAGGGCAGCUGAAUCUGGAAAUGAGAAGAGAAUCUGAAGUGACUUCAUGCAGUGCUACUGCUAAAGCAGAAAUUAACAUUCUUCAAACUCCAAAAAACUACUUGGACGUGGAAGCUGUAGAAAGUGCAAGAGCUUUUAUGGAAGAUAGUCUUUCAAAUUCUGGAAUACAAACUAAUACUGUGCAGUCCUUCGGUGGCAGACUGGAUAAAAGCUUUGGGAAGAGGCGCAUUGAAGAACAAAACUUACUCGGAGAACCUCCAAUUAAAAGACAGCUACUGCUUGAAUUUAACAGAACAGAGAAUCAUCCCAGAUCUUUGAAAGCUUCAAAAAGCACUCCUGAUGGCAUUUUCAAAGACCGAAGAAAAUUUAUCUACCAUGUUCCUUUAAAGCCCAUGACUUGUCGGCCUUUUGGGGCUACUACAGAAAGACAAGAAGUCAAGAAUCCUACUCUUACUCUACCAGAUCAAGACCUGAAAGGAUUCAAAUCUAAACCUGCCAUUUUUCAGCACUGUGCACUGAGGCAGUCUUCAAAUGGUACUUCAGAGGUUUCAACUCCAUGUAAGGCCUCAUCAAAAGAGAAUAAAGAAACAAGAAGUUUGUACAAAUCCGGCAAAACUACAAAAACUUUCAUUCCACCCUUCAAAACCAAGCUGACAUUUUCAACAGGUGAAGAAGGCACCAGCAAAAAAUGUGACUCGCCUAUCAUUAAAAAUAGGGCUGAAGAGACAGAAUUAAAUCAGGUCACAAUGGAACAAAACACUACUGAACCUCAGGAUUGCCAGUCUCGCAUCCAGCACGCAGCAGACGCUGACCUAGAAAACAACAAUUUAGCUAUGGUCAAGAUGAUGACAAAUCUCUGCUGUGCCAGAGAUUUGCAGGAAAUGAGAAUUAAAAAGAAAUACAAGCAAAAUAUCAGCUCACAGCCAGGCAGUCUUUAUGUCAUUAAAACAUCUGCAAGAAACAGAAUCUCUCUGAAAGCUGCAGUAGAAGAGAAAUCUCCUAGUUUUUAUUCUGCAGAAGAGCUUUAUAUGUACGGUGUUUCAAAACACUGCAUAAAAGUUAACAGCACAAAUGCAGAAUCUUUCCAGUUUCUCAUCAAAGACUUUGUCAGUAAGGAAUAUUUAUUAGCUGGAAAUGGGAUUCAGCUUGCUGAUGGAGGAUGGCUAAUACCUACAGAUGAUGGAAAAGCUGGAAAAAAGGAGUUUUACAGAGCCCUUUGUGACACUCCCGGCGUGGAUCCCAAGCUAAUAACAGAGGCCUGGGUUUACAAUCACUACAGGUGGAUUGUAUGGAAACUGGCAGCCAUGGAAGUGUCUUUUCCACAUGAAUUUGCUAACAGAUGUUUGACACCAGAAACAGUGCUGUUGCAGUUGAAAUACAGGUAUGAUUUGGAAGUUGAUAAAAGUAAACGAUCAGCAAUCAAAAAAAUAACAGAAAGAGAUGAUGCGGCAGGUAAAACGCUUGUGCUGUGUGUCUCCAAAAUCAUAUCGCUAGACACCGCAGGAUCUCCUAGCAGCAGCAGUACAAAUGCAGAAAGUAAAAAAGCAGCAGCAAUAAUUGAAGUUACUGAUGGCUGGUAUGGGAUUAGAGCUCUCCUGGAUCCACCUCUCCGAGCUUUUUUACACAGAAGAAGGCUGACUGUUGGUCAGAAGAUCAUAGUGCAUGGAGCAGAACUUGUUGGCCCUCAGAAUGGAUGUACACCACUGGAAGCCCCAGAUUGCCUUAUGUUGAAGAUUUCAGCAAACAGCACUCGGUGUGCACGAUGGGAUGCAAAGCUAGGAUUCCAUCGGGAUCCCCGACCCUUUCCUUUGCCUUUGACAUCGCUCUACAGCGAGGGUGGUACAGUGGGGUGUAUUGAUGUAGUUAUUCAAAGAACUUACCCUAUUCAGUGGGUGGAAAAGACAUCAGCUGGUUCAUACGUGUUUCGUAACAGCCGAGCUGAAGAAAGGGAAGCUGCCAAGCAUGCAGAGGAUCAACAAAAGAAGAUGGAAGCUUUGUUUGCAAAAAUCCAAGCAGAAUAUGAAAAGCAGGAAGAGAGCACUAGCAGAAGAACACUGAGACCACGCAUAGUCACCAGACAGCAAAUCCAUAAUUUGCAAGAUGGUGCAGAACUUUAUGAAGCAAUUCAGAAUGCAUCUGAUCCUGCUUAUAUGGAGGGGUACCUCAGUGAAGACCAACUAAAAGCUCUGAAUGCUCACAGGCAGUUGAUGAAUGACAAAAAGCAAACUCAGAUACAAGAAGAAUUCAAGAAGGCUUUAGAGUCAGCAGAACAGGAAGAAAAUGGUUGUUCCAAAAGAGAUGUGUCUACUGUAUGGAAAUUAUGUGUGGUAGACUACAAAACCCAAGAAAAACAUAAGGGAGUGAUACUGAGUAUCUGGCGCCCACUGCUAGAGGUUUGUUCGUUGCUGAAGGAAGGCAGUCGGUACCGAAUCUACCAGCUGUCUGCAUCGCAGUCCAAAGGAAGGUCAGACUCAACUAACAUACAGUUAACAGCAACCAAGAAAACUCAGUAUCUACAGCUACCAGUAUCGCAGGAGAUGAUUGUACAGAUCUUCUUCCCAAGAAAGGCACUAAAAUUCACCAGUCUGUCAGAUCCUUCUUUUCGGCCACCGUGUGCUGAAGUCGAUUUAGUCGGAUUUGUGGUUUCUGUUAGCAGAACAGGUUUUACUACUAUGGUGUACUUAUCUGAUGAAAGCUAUAAUUUAGUAGCAGUAAAGAUCUGGACAGAUCUUAGACACUUUGCUAUUGAAGACAUAGUUGUGUGCUCUUCGUUCAUUUCUGCAAGUAACCUUCAGUGGCAGUCUGAAUUCAGAUCAGGAAUUCCUGUGCUACUGGCUGGAGAUCUUUCUGUAUUCUCAGCAAGCCCAAAGGAAAACUAUCUUCAAGAGAAGAUUAAUGAACUGAGAAGUAUGAUAGAGAAUGUGGCCUCCUUUUGCUCUGAUGCGGAAAGUAAAUUGAUGAAUUUACUGCAAAGAAAUCUCUCUCUUACACCCAGCUUCACUAAAAGGUGUGGCUUGGAAAGCCCCUCUCCUUCCUGCAACUCACCCCUUUAUCCAGAGGGUCAAAGUUUGAUCUCUUCUAAAAUGGAAAUAAAGCAUCCAAGCCCUUUGUCAACUAGCACACCAAACAUGAAACUUGUCACACGAGCGGCAGCAAAGACUCCUUCAUCUGCUACAACUAAUGAAGACCGCCCCCAAAACAGCAAAAAAAGAAAAGCUAUGGACUUCCUCAGUUGCAUACCUGCCCCUCCACCACUGACACCAAUGCAUUCUAUCAUUUCUCCAUCUCUCAGAAAAGCAUUUCAGCCCCCACGAAGCUUGGGUGUGCAGCACCACAAGGCAUCAAAAGGAACAAAUCAGAGCAUUGGUCAUGUCACCCCGUGCAGAAAACCCAGAGAAACUGUCCAUCUUCCUGAGAAUGACCUGGUUGCUGAUGAGGAGCUUGCAAUGAUUAAUACACAAGCACUCAAUGUAAAGAAGACUGAUUAUGGAAAUGAAACCAGCAACACUAUAGCUGCCAAUUUAUGUGAUUCACAUUCACCCCAAAAUAGUCCCAGGUCUACUGAGGAGACAAAUGACUCAUCAAAAAAUGGUUCUGAAGUAGCUGAUGCUCUACAGAAGGACACAAAAGAACCUGAGGACUUGUUACCAACCCACAGACUGCAACAAAGAUGAAACCCAUAAGAAUGCCACUAAUUGCACAUGUACAAUACUGUAUAUAUUUAAAACUCCAAUUAUUUUUUCACUUUGUACAAUUAUUGUAUUUAAUAAAGCUCUAUUACAAAAACAGAAA
Messenger RNA from Pogoniulus pusillus (Red-fronted tinkerbird), 10186 nucleotides. RefSeq names its product BRCA2 DNA repair associated (gene BRCA2). Gene Ontology annotation, cellular component: nucleus. Gene Ontology annotation, biological process: regulation of DNA-templated transcription; double-strand break repair via homologous recombination. The record is from RefSeq and is a predicted model, not a curated record. Lineage: Eukaryota; Metazoa; Chordata; Aves; Piciformes; Lybiidae.